Molecule: messenger RNA, 1461 nt
Organism: Hydatigera taeniaeformis
Lineage: Eukaryota; Metazoa; Platyhelminthes; Cestoda; Cyclophyllidea; Taeniidae
Source: the annotation of a GenBank genome assembly
CCAAUAUUUCCGGAGACCGUGCCGCCACUUCCUCCGCAACUGUCUCUCCAGCCGGUCCAGGAGAAACCCGGUACCAUACAGAUCUCGUGGAUCGACACCUACGCCGACUUCAUUCGCGACCACGGACCCCUUGUCUUUAUCCUACAGACACGCUUCUGUGUCUGCAAAAGUUUUAGCGAGAAAAAGGCCUCCAAGUGGCAGACCGUUCUCAUGGCUGUUAAUACAACAACAACAGUGGACACCUUCGAUCCCGGCCAUAUAUACCAAUUUCGCCUAGCGGCAGUUAGCACUCAGGGGAGCAGAGGCUUUGGACCAGCCUCCCGACCCUACCCACUCAACGCUUUGAGACCUCAGCCGCCACGCAACGUCACGGCCACCAAGUGGAGUAUUCAUCCCAAUGGCGAGGUCAGUGUGCGGCUCAGCUGGGCUCCACCUGAGGCCACUGGUCUCCCACUGAUUGAAUACUCUGUUUCAUGGGCGUUGGAUAGCGGCUACCCAACCACAACUAGCAGCAAACCUCUGGAAGAUUCCGGCGUUCCUUUCAUGCAGAGUGUUCAAACUAAAGAUUCUGAAAUUACAAUCAAUUCUCUUCGUCCCGGAUCUUCUUAUAAAGUUCAGGUAACGGCAAUCUACUUCCACGACGAUGGCAACCUCCAGUCGCUUCCACACAACUUUUUCAUUUCUACUCAGUCCCUCUUACCACUUUAUCGUCAGCGGAACAUGGCUUUGGAGAAUGCUAAAAAUAUACCACCAGCAACUGGACAUGUUGACAAUAAUGGCGGUGGUUAUGAUGGUGGGAACCGUGGUGACAGUGAAACUUGCAGGUGUAGCGGUUUAACCAAGAAUGACGAACGACUUGAAAUACAACCACCCGAAGUAUUCAACGGAGAUCUCACCGCACUUGUUCAGCUGAAGUCCUUUUCUCUAGAUAUGGACACCCAAAGCUAUCGCAUAGAAUGGUUCCCGCAGGUCUGUAUUGACACGAUUGAGAAUGCACUCACCUUACCACCUGCGGUUUCCUCACCUACGGCCGUCAAUGCUGCUUCGGGUUCACCGCACUCAGUAGACACUGACAGCGAAGUUAUUACAGCAACGGUUAGAAGUCGAAUAUUUCGACUGACUAAACUGAAGUUCAGUUGUGUCUACUUGGUGCGACUCACACCAGAGAAGGCAGACGAUAUGCGCUCACGUUUUGAUUCGCCACGACAACCCGAGCAAUAUCGCCUUGUCAACGGUGCUCCUUCGUCUGCGUUUUCUUCAUCAAGUGACAGUGCAGAGGACGUGGUGGCCGGAUGUUUUUGUACCCGUUCCUGCCACGAAACCAAAACUGCUUGGGGUACGAAACCCAUAGAUUGCCCUGCUGCAGAGAUUGCUGAUUUCCCUUACAAAACAGUGAAUUAUAGUAAACACCAACCUCUUUUGGAAGAGGAUUUUGCAAGAGAGGAAGGACUUGCAGCAUAA